GAGCGUCGGGACGCAAAGUCGACAGUAGUCACCCCCAGUUUCUAAGGGCAGGUGGUUUUAAAUCGGUGCGAAUAUAUAAUCUCAUUCGGGUUUCCAGUUUCUCUCAUAAAAUUCACUCGAGUCUCGAUUGGAACGAGGAAAAAAAUAAGUGAUUAAAUUUGAAGUAAAUGAUGAAAAAUUUGUGAACACACUGCGAAAAAACACGACUAAUUUUCGUCAUAAGUUCAAAAUUUACACAAGUAGUAACACGUACAUUGUUAUUGUUUAUUAGUUUUAAUCGUCCGGGUGAAUAUAUUGAUGCAUACAGCAGAAUUUAUGAAAAGUAUAUUGUGAAAUAAGUGACGGUCGUCGAAAAUUAAUUAACAGAAGUGCGUUCAAAAGGGGAGGUUUUUUUUACUCUCACGAAGAUGAGAUUCAAAAGCAGCACCAGAUAGAUCCUGGACGGUACAGACGAAAUAACAUCCGGGGGAUGGAGGUGAAAAUUAUGAGUGCAUCAUUGUCUGAAAUAUGAAAGUUCGGAUGUGAAUAUUUUUCCAAAAAAUGUCUCGAUUUCAAAAGUGAUUCGUUUACAGCGCGAGAACAUAAGCGUUUUCAUCGUUCCAUGUAAAAUAACCAAAAGUAAAAUCAACCAAUCGAAAUAAAAAGAUUCGAAAAAAACACCCACUCGAAAAACUUCGUCAAUUCGAAAGUGCAACAGCGGAUACACGAUACUCGGCUGAGAUAUUCUCGGGGUGCGGAGGAGCGACGAAUUUGACAUUGGUGACGGGUGAAAAAUUUGGCGGGUUGUUAUCGUGAGUUUUUCAGGGCUGUUAGAUACCCGUGUGAGUGUAUAAAUAGGUGUUUUUCAAUCGGUGAUCGGCGGCCAGGACGGUGAACGGGGGACAAGUCACCUAAGGGUAGGUGGGGGGAUGCGGCGUGCAGGGGGGGCGGCAUGGAGGAGCCUUCGCUGGAGGCUCUCAUGCAGGCGAGCCUCAUCUUCGUGGUCGGCGUCGCCAUCAUACUUUCUAAUUUACUCAUCAUCGCCACCUACCUCAACUUCCGCGGCCCCAGCGAGGUGAUAAACUACUACUUGUUAUCCUUGGCAUCGGCGGAUCUGCUCUGCGGAUUGCUGGUCGUCCCUUUAUCGGUUUAUCCAGCUCUGGUGAGAAGAUGGGUGUACGGGGACAUCGUUUGCCGACUCAUAGGCUACCUGGAGGUCACGCUCUGGGCAGUUUCGGUCUACACGUUCAUGUGGAUCUCCGUCGACCGGUAUCUAGCGAUCAGAAAACCCCUGAGAUACGAAACGGUGCAAACAAAAACGCGCUGUCAAUGUUGGAUGGCGUUCACUUGGAUAAGUGCGGCAAUGAUGUGUUGUCCGCCUCUGUUGGGUUUCAACAAGCCGAUAUUCGACCACGAAGCUUUCAUCUGCAUGUUGGACUGGGGGAACAUGGCAGCGUACACGGUAACCCUGUCGAUCCUUGUGCUCGGACCGUCGGUGAUAACGAUCGUUUACACCUAUUACUACAUAUUCUCAAUGAUGAGAAAACUGAGAUCGGGAGUACCGAUACACGACAAGGAAUACGCAACGGCUCUGUCAGAAAAUCUGAGCAAUCCUAGUCACAUUAUGUCCUUUGUACUGGUCAUGACAUUCUGGGCAUCAUGGGCGCCAUACGCAGGCCUAAGGCUUUACGCUGUCGUCAACGGUCCGCCACAGGUACCAUUCUUAAAUUUUGCGGUCGUUUGGUUCGGGGUAACAAACAGUUUUUGGAAAGCUGUCGUCCUCGGUACGCUCAGUCCUCAAUUUCGACUCGCGGCUCGCGUACUCUGUCUCACGUUAUGUUGCAGACACCGAAGACUUCCCCCCGAACUUUUGGGUCUCGAUGACGACGAUUGAACAAUUUUACGAAAAUCAAAUGAUAACAUUAAGAAUAACGAUAUGAUAUUGAUAAUAACAGUAAUAAUUAUACACCUAUUCAUUCUGCUUACAAAAUAUUAACUGCAGUGAUAUUAAUUAUUAUUAUCAUUAUUAUUGGCCCGGUGCGUCAGUGAUGUUAAUAACAAUGAUAACAAUAAUAUCAUAAAUAAUCUACACGCCGCAUUCCUAGAGCAUCUGCAACACUUAUAUAUAUAUAUGUACUUAUAUACCUAAUAAUAAAUUAUAGGUUCAACCCAUCUACUUUAUUACUAUUAUCCAUACAAUUGAAUAAUUAACGAUAACAUAUUGUAAGUAAUAAAAUGACAAUGACACCCAGUUAGUAAUAUAAAUUUGUUUUCCUUUUUUUACAACUUAAUCGUGGUUAUUUGAAAAGCUUGAAAAUAAGUAUAUAAGAUUGGACUCGGUAGAUACCUUGCAUAUUCUUUUUCUUUUUACUUUUUGUCGAAGGAGUAAUUUAUCAUUCUGACCGUCUCUGAUUUUUCGUCUCCCUGUGGACAAAAAUACAAAAAAAAAUUAAAAUGACGAAAAACCUAACCGAUAAAAAUAAAGAAUUCGAUGAUGAGAUAUCCGAUACGUUACAUCGAUCAGCCGGUGAUUUUCAUUUGAAUAUAUGAUAUUUAAAUAAUAUAAAAUUACACAUAAAUUCAAUGAUAUUAUAACCUCGCUUCGCUCAAUUUAGCGUCUGUUAAACUUACCUAACUCGAAGAAAAUGAUGAUGAAAAUUCAAAAGAUUUCGCGAACGAAAUGGUAAUAUAAAGGGAGAAAGAAAAAAAAGUAAAAACUGUAUCAUAAUUGCUAUUGAUUAUACGAUAAUAUAUAGAUACUUAUAUUAUAACUAUAAUUGUUCUUUAACUCAUUAUUACAUCUACUAUGACAAGAAAAAAAAAAAUAUAUAUAUAUAUUAUACACAUUUACGAUAUUAUACACGCGUUACAAUCGUUCAUAAGAUCACGCUCAAUAAGUGUUUUUAGCGAGCUAAAAAAAAAAAUUCAAAAAUAAUUCAAAAAAACUAAAAAUUAAAAAUUGAAAAAACCAAAAAAUAGAAAAAAAUCAUGUAAAAAAUACACGAAUAUAUUUCCCCUUUUCAUCCCUCGGAGGAAAAAAAAAAAAAAACGGAAGAAGAACAAGUGUUGACGAAAAUUAUUGAAAAUAUAAAAAUGUAUGUAUAUAUUCACAUGUAUAUGAUCUAAAAGUUAGCGCCCAUAAUGCGAAGAAAUUUUGAAAAAGAAAAAAGUACCUAGUCAAUUACAGAGAUGCCUCUACGAAUGUGACGUGUCAAAAUAGAGAAACAUAUGGAAUAAAAAGAGAUAUAGAAUAAAAUUUAAAGAACAAAAAAAAAAGCCGUACAAAUACAAAAAGAUAGAAGCUUAUAUCUUAGAACACGAUAACGCCUUGCAUGAAGGUCUUAACCGCGUAAAUAUGUAUGACGGCGUAUCUUUUCAUUUUUUUAUUCUCAUUUCUUUCCAAUCGCGCUUUCUCUGUAUCGUUAUAUAGAUUGAUCAUGUACGAGAUGCGGUUGACCCUUUGUUACAUAGAAGUGAAAAAAAUUUACAUGUAUUGCAAUCGGUAAAAAGAUCAACAAAAAAGCAGAAAACCAAAUGUGGAACACGAGAAAACAAUUUAACAAAAGCAAAGUGGAAGAAUUAUAGAAGAAAAUGAAUGUGCUGCCGGAGACGGAAUGAAAAAUUGAAAAAAAAUCAAAAUAUAAAUUACAAAUACGUAACGAGAAAGGAAAAGAAAAUAAUAGAAUAACAGUAUAUAAAAAAGAGAAUAGAUGAGAAAAUGACGGGCACGGGUAUAUAGUUUGUGAUAGAUAGUUUUUUGCGUCGGUCAGGUCCACGGAAAUGAUGUCUCUUCCCCGUUUUAAAAAUUGAAAUUUUUCAUUUUUUAAUAAUAAUAAAACGUAUGCGGGAUUUGUGCGUGUGUUGAUUACGGUUUUACAAUAGUAUAGAACAAUCGUUCGAAAAUCGAUGUUUGCCGGGAUAAAAGAAGCAAAAAGAAAGUAACUACUAUGCGUACGUACCGUAUUUGUUAGGAUGCAUUCGAAGAAAAAUACUCGCAUAAGUAUCCCGUGUACGAAUUAUAUCAAAGGGAUAUGAGUAGGCUGUUCUUUGAUUCUAUAUGUUGUCUAUAUACAUGUUGUAAAAUAAUAAUCAUAAUAAUAUCUCGUUCAUUAUUGUUAUUAUAUGAUAAAAAUUAAAAAGCAGUUACGCGUAGCGCAAUCAGCGGCAGUCGCAAAGACCCAGCUAUAUAUUAUAUAUAUAUAUAUAUUGUAUACAUAAAAUAAAAAAAGAUUGAAAAAAUAAUCGAUACUAAAAAUAACAGAGAAUCAAUUAAUGAUUACUAGUAAGUAUCCAGCAUCACAUAUGAUAUAUUAUAAAAAAAAGCAAAGAUCGUUUUUAACAGGUUGAAUAUAAUAAAAGUAGCAAGAAAAUUACGAAAAAUGAUUCAUCAAGAAUACAGAACAAAAGAGGAAGAACAAAAAGAAUUCCCGAAUUCAUGCUGAUAAUUUAACUCAAAUCUAGGUCAUUAUUAUCUAUGUAUCUCGAAUAUGUAUUGAGAAAUAUAUUUCACGUUUGUGUGAAAUUGCUUACAUACAUUAUAUACUUAUAUUUAAUAUGCGUAUAAAAAGAAACAUCGCACCCUCCGGAUUAUCGGCGAAUGAGUGAUACGAAAAUUAGCCACAAUAGAAAUAUUAACGACGUAGAUAAUGAAAAAAAAAAAAGAACAAAUCGUAAAAACGACAAUUCAUGUAAUAAUCGAAGAAAAAAUAAGAUACGAAAGUCUAGAUAAAAUCAACAGAUCGAUGGCCUGAGCCGCAGAUAUUAUCUAUACAUCGGUAUAUAUAUAUGUAUAUAUAUGUACACAGAACGUGUAUCCUAUCGUGAGAAUUGCGAGUGCGAUUUGCACAUAGGUAUAGUUAUAGUUGUAAUAUAAAUCUAAUGAACGUUCGUGAUAAUUGAUUAACGCGGAUUGAUUCGUUAAUUGAAAAUAACAACAUAAAAAAGUAGGAUCGAAAAUUGUUUAUGCCAAAUCAAAGAGACAUCCGAUCACGGUGUGAUGUUUAGACGUAUAAUGCAUAUUUGAUUCUAGAAUAAAAUUAUUAUACCGAUCUUAACCCAGGUAAAUAUCUACACGUUUUAUUGAAAAAAUAGAAAUUUUCAUAAGAUUGCUUUCGCCUUGAUGCUUUUUAAUGAAAUAAUUGUAAUGACGAUAGUAAUAUCAACAACGGCAUCAACGGUAAUCAUAUAUUAUUGAUGAUAAUUACUAACAUCAAGUAGAAAACAUCAAAUCGAUGUUGUACGUUUUGGGCUGGUAGAUCUGAAUCUUCUUUGUUAUAAUAUGACUUAAUCGAUGAUAAUAUUAAUCGUGCUCACGGUAUUCCAUAAAUUUUUCCAAUCUCGGAAUAUUCAAUUUUCAAAUACAUGAUAAAAAGCGGCUUCAGCUUCGUGCUUCGCUUUAUAAACUGUUGAUAAAAUAGAAUUCAUUUGUUUAAUACCGUCUGUGAACGUGCAGAGUAAGAGCAGAAAUGAUCUUGAAAAAAAAAGAAUCGAUGUAUAAAAAUUGAAAGAAAAGAUAUCCCCAACGAAACAGUAUUAUAUUUCUCAGUGAUAAUAAUGAUAGAAGUACCCGUAUAUAAUAUGUGAUUGUUUGCAGAAAAAUGAAGGAAUUCGAGUCAAACGAGAAAUGAAGUUAAUUAAUCAAUGAAUCGAUACACAAAUAAUAAUACGUAAACGAAUAACAAAGAAUUUUAGUACCGAGGGCCGGAGGGUGCGAUUCUCGCGAAUCCAGGCAGAAACAAAAACUACAGAUACAUAUAGGUAUAUAGAUAAAACAUAUAACACGAACGAAUGUAGAAAAAAAGAAGUAAUUAAAUAAAACAAAAUGAAUAAUGAUCGAAGAAGGGAAUAAGAUGAGAAUGUAGAGAAGAAAACGAAAAAGAAAAUAGAAAUAAAAAAAACUCUGGUCUCCUGGCAGUUUCCCGGGCGGCCUUCAUUAUUAAUUAUUAAUUACAAUUUUUGUACCUAGUUGCUAGUUUUGUACUAGUUUUGUAACGUACCUCAAAAUGGACGUGCUGUUAUUACAUAUUUUAAUGAUUGUUAAACGUUGAUUGAUGACUACAUUGUACGUGUUCACGUUGUAGUAUUACGAGUGCAGGUUACGAUGACGAUGCAGAAUAUGAUUGUGACAAUGAUAGCGAGAUAACGCUUGCAAUUAUCCCGAUAAAUUGGGUUCCAUCGGAGAUUCGAAUAUCGUGAAUAACUUCGUGUACUUACAUGUAUUUCGAGGGGGUGUGGUACCGUUAUUGACGCGCCAAAUCCGAUCGCUUUCUCAAUUAUUUGACAAACAAUCAUCGUGUCUGUUUCGAGAUAUGAAAGAUCAAAAAACAAAUUUCUUUCUUUUUACAAUCUAUUUGGGAUAAAUUUCAUAAUAAUAUUCACAGCCACAGGGUGUGCAAUACCGUAAUUUAUAACGACAAAAUGCAGCCACGAAAAUGUUAUUGAGCUUCAGUAUCACGAGAAGUGCCACACUCGUCGUAUGUUAAAGUGAUUAAGAUUUCAAACAACGCAUAUUAGAAGUCGCUGGCUGCUGCGAUUGCUCGUUUUGAUCGUUAAUUUAUUUACGUGAUAUACUCUUCAACGGUCAAUAUUAGAGGCGGUUUUCGAUCCCCUGCAAAUCUCCAACCGGCUCAGCAAGCUCAAAUGGGAUAUGACUUUUUAUUUUUUAUUUUCUGAGCACAGUUGUUUAGAAUUUUCGCAAUCACGCUGCAAUAUACGAUGUAUGAAUAAAUCUAUUUAUCACGAUUAUAAUCAUUAUAAACUCUACUUGUUGUUAUCGAUAAUAGACGUUGAUAUAAUAUAUAUAUAGUGUGCCUUAGCUGAUGGAAUAGAUAAAAUUUAAUAAAUUAAUAAUUAACAAUGAUGAUGAUUAUACCUGAUUUCGGAAAAACAAUAAAUGAAUAAUGAAACGAAAAAUAAAAAAUUAGAAACGUUCAUACCCAUGUGAUGAUUAUCUCCGUAUAAAAUAAUCGGGAAAUACAAAAAUCGUACAACUGAUGCGAUGUAAGCUGCAGCGUAGAUAUUAGAUAGGUAUAUCUAUGGCUGCAGUUUACAUUUCGGUUAUUUAUUUAUUUAUCGAUUUUCUUUUUUUUAACGAUACAGUGAUACACGUACAUAUAAUAUGAAAUGCAUAUGAUGUAAUUCGAGACUUCUAUGUAUGCUUCUUUUUUUUCAAUCUAUUGAGCGGGCAAACGCAGCAUCGAUAAAUGUGCGGAAGAAACAAAUUUUGAAUAGUCACUCGAAGUUUAAUGAUACAUAUAUUACGUAAAUAUAUAUAGUAUUAUAUUACAACAAUAUACAUGUAUGUACGCUGAUUGAAAUGGCGAUGAAGAGCGUUGAGUUUAACGAUGGCGGUAUAAUAUUAAAAAUUAUUAUCCUAGAAGCUAGAGUAGCGGAUUCCGAUAAUAAACAGUGACAACGUAGAUUCUGCGAUUUCAUUCGAAACCAAAAAAAAGAUAACAAAAUUUU
Athalia rosae (coleseed sawfly) is the source of this 7443-nucleotide messenger RNA. It is a transcript of the gene DopEcR, whose product is annotated as G-protein coupled receptor 52. The record is from RefSeq and is a predicted model, not a curated record. The transcript has 5 exons. Bases 932 to 1873 code for a protein of 313 amino acids. Gene Ontology annotation, molecular function: G protein-coupled receptor activity. Lineage: Eukaryota; Metazoa; Arthropoda; Insecta; Hymenoptera; Athaliidae. Gene Ontology annotation, cellular component: membrane. Gene Ontology annotation, biological process: G protein-coupled receptor signaling pathway.